UCUAUUAGAAGCUCUGAAGUCUAAAGAAACAAAUGGAAAAUGAAUCUGGAGUCAGCGAAUUCCUUUUGCAUGGAUUCCCUGAUACAGAGGAGCUAUGGAUGGUCCACACUGUUGUCUUUUUAAUAAUUUAUUUAGUAGCCCUCAUUGAAAAUCUCAUCAUCAUCACUGUUAUUGUCUAUAGUCAUCAGCUCCAUUCACCCAUGUAUUUUUUUCUAGUCAAUCUAUCCUUGCAAGAUCUUGGCUCCAUCUCUGUCACAGUUCCCAAGUCCAUGGUGAAUUCCUUGAUGAACACAGAAGCCAUUUCUUACUCUGGAUGUCUUUGCCAGAUUUUUUUCCUUGUUUUCUUCAUGAUGUCUCACUUCUUUCUCCUCUGUGUAAUGGCCUAUGAUCGUUAUGUAGCCAUCUGCAGCCCACUGCAUUAUGAGACUAUAAUGAGUAAAAAAGCCAGCAUCCAAAUGGCAACCAGUGUUUGGAUCGGUGGGCUGUCUUAUUCAAUGCUCCAUACAGGAAAUUUGUUUACAAUGAAGUUCUGCUCUAGAAUCAUCAAUCAAUUCUUCUGUGAAAUUCCUCAGCUGCUCAAGAUCUCUUGCUCUGCCUCUUAUGUUGCAGAAGAGUGGGUACUCAUCUUGGGUUCUUGUUUAGCAUUCAUUCUUUUUGUUCUGAUUGUUUUUUCAUAUGUGAGGAUUUUUAAAGCAGUUUUGCAAAUCCCAUCCACACAAGGGAAGCAAAAGGCCUUCUCUACUUCUUUACCUCAUCUCCUAGUUAUUUGUCUGUUUUUGGUAAGUGGUACCUUUGCAUACCUGAAACCCAUAUCCAGCUUCCCAUCAGACAUCCUGAUUUCAACAUUUUACUGUGUGGUGCCACCAGUCUUGAAUCCAUUGAUCUAUAGUAUGAGGAACAAGGAACUCAAAAUGGCAUUCUCAAAGCUGAUCUUCAAGUUUUCUUCCAAUACCUAACAAAAUUUUCUCAAUUUUGUGUAUUCAAUAAAUGCUUUAAAUUAAUUCUUGAAUACAGCACUGGGCAGCUUACAACCAAUAAAUCUUAAUUUAGGUAAAAAAAUAUUAUUUUUUUCAGACCAGCAACUAGCAUUAAAUCUUUGUGAAACAACAUAAAAAAUACAAGUAUAGAAUGCUAACAUGUUAAAUUACAUAUUCCUGUUCCUUUAAAGGAGAAAUGUAUCCAUUCAUUAUGAUUUAUAUUACUUGUAUUUUAUUGCAGAAAUAAUAUAAAUAUAUAGAAUGGUAAUGUUCCUGUCUCUAUAUGGAUUUAUUUAAAUAUGAAUUUUUA
Molecule: messenger RNA, 1287 nt
Organism: Crotalus tigris (Tiger rattlesnake)
Lineage: Eukaryota; Metazoa; Chordata; Lepidosauria; Squamata; Viperidae
Product: olfactory receptor 14A16-like
Exons: 1
Coding region: 33-956 (307 amino acids)
Biological process (GO): G protein-coupled receptor signaling pathway
Cellular component (GO): membrane
Molecular function (GO): odorant binding; G protein-coupled receptor activity; olfactory receptor activity
Source: RefSeq, a predicted model, not a curated record